Messenger RNA from Zychaea mexicana, 598 nucleotides. RefSeq lists its product as uncharacterized. The transcript has a single exon. The coding region runs from base 230 to 559 and encodes 109 amino acids. The record is from RefSeq and is a predicted model, not a curated record. NCBI's taxonomy places the organism in Eukaryota, Fungi, Mucoromycota, Mucoromycetes, Mucorales, Lichtheimiaceae.
UGUUUUUGGUGGCUUCUUGCGCUGUGUUUAUUGUAAUGGCAAUAGUUUUGAGUUAACGGUUGCAAUUACUACCGUUUGCAUGUACACACUAAUAACCUUUUGCUGUUGUCGAUUUCCGCUGGUUGACAUGACGAUCGAUCUAGUGGAAAAAAAGAAGGUUCACUGGCGGGGUUUCCUAGUCAGGAUUUAGAGGCGUGGUCUUCCACGACAGCUUGUUUAUCAUUUAACCAUGCGCAUAAACUUGGAGCAUCAGAUGGCAAGGCUUGCGUUCUAUUUGAAUCACUAUAUUUCCCAAAUGCUGGUCUUCCUAUUUAUUUUUUUUUACCUCUGUAGCCACAUGGUGCUCGCGGACACCAUAGAGCUAGAUGACGCAACAGCAUCAACACCACAGCAACAACCCAUUUCUUCAAAAGUAUAUAUAAUAUUUCUCGGCAAACCCACAGGAAUUUUGGGGUGGAUCGUCGCUGCAGCAAACUAUGCUCUAACAGAAGACCUUAUUAAGAGUACUGCCGCACCUCGGGAAAAAAAUGAACAAGUCCUUCGAGUACCAUGUGGUUGAUAUUUCGCUGAGUUUUGGCCCAGCCUUACUGGAGCCGAG